Molecule: messenger RNA, 4054 nt
Organism: Syngnathus acus (greater pipefish)
Lineage: Eukaryota; Metazoa; Chordata; Actinopteri; Syngnathiformes; Syngnathidae
Product: F-box-like/WD repeat-containing protein TBL1XR1
Exons: 16
Coding region: 326-1870 (514 amino acids)
Biological process (GO): regulation of transcription by RNA polymerase II
Cellular component (GO): histone deacetylase complex
Molecular function (GO): protein binding; transcription corepressor activity
Source: RefSeq, a predicted model, not a curated record
GCUGUGUAGUGGGGGAUGGGCGCUCACUCUGUUGUUAUGACUGGUACUUGGCUGCAGGACAAACUUCCAAGGCCUUGGUAUUUUACAUUUUCCGCUCAUCGCUCGGCAAGGAUAUGCGACUCCGUUUUACCACGAAGCCGUCCAACAUAACCGGAGCUUAUCAGCAAAACAAGAGGGGAAAUAUCACCGGGUGUUUGCUGCUUUUCGGAAAAUAGGGGUUGACCCUUCUUUUUGAGGACAACAAAGCAAUGAUGCAUGCAUAAAGACAUACUGAUCACAUGGGCUCCUAUGUGCUGACCAAAUGGUUUAAUGACCAGGACUAAAAAUGAGCAUAAGCAGUGAUGAGGUUAAUUUCCUGGUCUACAGAUACCUGCAAGAGUCAGGCUUCUCACACUCAGCAUUCACCUUUGGCAUAGAGAGCCACAUCAGCCAGUCCAACAUCAAUGGAGCCCUGGUGCCCCCUGCUGCCCUUAUCUCCAUCAUCCAGAAGGGCCUGCAGUACGUGGAGGCUGAAGUCAGCAUCAAUGAAGAUGGGACCUUAUUUGACGGGCGCCCCAUUGAGUCACUGUCACUGAUCGAUGCAGUGAUGCCCGAUGUAGUCCAAACUAGGCAGCAGGCCUACAGGGACAAGUUGGCCCAGCAGCAACAGCAGGCGGCAGCAGGCAGUGGCAGUAGCACUGGGCCCCAGUGUAGCACCAAGAACGGAGAGGGUGCAGCCAAUGGGGAGGAAAAUGGAUCCCAUGCCUUAGCCAAUCACCACUCAGAGAUGAUGGAGGUGGAUCGGGACGUAGAAAUACCCCAGAGUAAAGCCAUGGUCCUCAGAGGUCAUGAAUCUGAGGUUUUUAUCUGUGCCUGGAAUCCAGUCAACGACUUGCUGGCGUCUGGGUCUGGCGAUUCGACGGCUCGAAUCUGGAACUUGAGUGAGAACAGCUCAGGUGGGUCCACCCAGCUGGUUUUGAGGCACUGCAUACGGGAAGGGGGCCAGGACGUACCCAGCAACAAAGACGUCACCUCACUAGACUGGAAUAGUGAGGGCACGCUCCUAGCAACAGGCUCCUAUGAUGGCUUUGCCAGAAUAUGGACAAAAGACGGUAACCUGGCCAGUACUUUGGGUCAGCACAAAGGUCCCAUAUUUGCACUUAAGUGGAAUAAGAAAGGAAACUUCAUACUUAGUGCUGGGGUAGACAAGACUACAAUUAUAUGGGACGCUCACACAGGAGAGGCAAAGCAGCAGUUUCCUUUUCACUCAGCGCCUGCUCUGGAUGUUGACUGGCAGAAUAAUACCACAUUUGCCUCCUGUAGUACGGACAUGUGCAUUCAUGUCUGUAAACUGAGUCAGGACCGACCCGUCAAAACCUUCCAGGGACACACAAAUGAGGUCAAUGCAAUCAAGUGGGAUCCCACUGGCAGUUUGCUGGCUUCCUGUUCUGAUGACAUGACUCUCAAGAUAUGGAGCAUGAAACAGGACAUGUGUGUACAUGACCUUCAAGCCCACAGUAAAGAAAUUUACACCAUCAAGUGGAGUCCAACAGGCCCUGGGACCAACAACCCUAAUGCCAAUCUGAUGCUGGCCAGUGCAUCAUUCGACUCCACGGUACGUCUGUGGGACGUGGAGCGCGGGGUGUGUAUCCACACACUGACCCGCCACCAGGAGCCCGUGUACAGCGUGGCUUUCAGUCCUGACGGCAGACACCUAGCCAGCGGCUCCUUCGACAAGUGUGUCCACAUCUGGAACACUCAGACGGGUGCUUUAGUCCACAGCUACAGAGGGACAGGAGGGAUCUUUGAGGUGUGCUGGAAUGCCACCGGCGAUAAAGUAGGAGCCAGCGCAUCUGAUGGAUCUGUUUGUGUAUUAGACCUGAGGAAAUGACAGUCGCGCGGGGGAACCAUGGACCGACUACGAAUGUGUACAUAGCCAAAAUGACUGACCUGUCCCUGCCUGUCCGCCACACUGCUGUAGUCCCCGCCAGGUGCCAUGGCCUGCCAUUACCACCAAACAGAACGCUCCCCCCCCCACCCUUCCCGCCUUCAAACACUCAUUCAAGGACCACAUUUUUAUCACAUCUGCUUUUCAGCAUGUGUAAGAGACUGUCAAGAGGAAGGCGUUUCUUUCUGUUCAACCCAGUUCAGACCCAAUACGUGCAAAUCAAAUCACCAGAAUUCCUUGUUUUUCCCUCCUUCUAACCCUCUGUACCAGAAUUCUAAAGAUUUUUUUUUUGAUUGUUGUUCUCUGUUGGUGUGUGCAUAUUGCAUAUGUCAGCAUUUGGUGUCCUGUGGACAUUGUUUUUAAAUUGGAUUUUACUGUAAGUUUUAUAUCAUACUGGGAGAGAGAAAUGGGCAAGAGGAUGGAGAGUUUUUAGUGUUCAAAAUGGAUGUCCACUGUUCAAUAGGGCAUCACUUCUUGGCACUCUACAAACAUGCAGAUGUAUCGCUUAGGUCAUCCAUCAUUUUUAUCCACUUGUUGCUUUAUUUUGCCAUUGUAAACAAAUUACAAAACAAGUAAUCCAAACAAUCCAAAUGUCCUUUGUUUGCGUCUGGCCCAGAUUUUUUUUUUCAGGUGUUCAUAAUCCAUCCGGUUGAAUGUCGAGCUGUUUUAAAAAAAAUGAAAGGAAAAAAAAUCUUCAAGGCUUAGAGAGAUUCUCUAUACUUUACGUUGGCCUCGCAACAUACACCUCAGGCCGGGAUCUGACCUCUUUUUGUCAUAGAGAAGGAGCUUGGGAGGGCCGUUUGCACCAACUGGGAUCUGUGAGCAAAGCGAGAGCAAAAGGGGUGUGAAGCUUUAACUUUGCAUCAGUUCUAAAUGUCAUUGUGCUUGCAUCCUCAAUUCAAGGCAAAGUAAUGCUAAAUGAUAAUCAGACUAAUACCAUCUUAUUUGUGCACCACGAGUUUUGAACUCCUUUCCAACUUUUGCCCGAAUCGUUCGCGUUGGGCUCCCUCGUUUCGAGCAAACGCUCUGGAGACGGGCUCCAUUUGAGCCUAUGCACAGAUGGACUGCGCGUUUAUUUGAUUUUUUUUUUUUUUGUCAUGUUCAGUUGCCAGUGCUUGUUGGUUAAACUGCACACGAUUGUGUGCCACUCGAGAGCAUGGAGUGGAGUCAAGUACAUUUUCAUGUUUGAAAUACAACAUGUGAUGUUCUUGGGCAUGACCAGGGGCCAUGAAGACUGUUUUCUUUUUUCUUUUUUUUUUGCUUAUGCUUUUUUUGUGAUAAAUACCAUUUGACAGUCAUUGGAAAGAUGAACUAGCUGCCCUUCGAAAGGGUUUUCUUUUCCUGCACUUUAGAGUAAAAUGGAGAAACAGGGAGGUGUGUUUAUUCAAGUCAAACACAUCUAAAAAAAAAAAAAAAAAAAAAGGAAAAUCUGAAAAAAGUAAAAAAAAAAAAUAGUGCAGUGUUCUAGAGAUUCAAAGGGUUUUCAUCACAUUUCGUCCGAGUCCGUUUAAAUGUCUAAGCCAAUGUCUGCAUUCCAGUUGUCAUCUCACAGCCAUAACAUCAGCUCAAUACAAAUCUAGAAAAACACAGGAGCUUGGUCAGAAUGUUACUUGUUUGAAAUGUUUUGUACUAUUUUGAAGUUUGCUUCAGUGGUGUCGAUGGUGACUGAGCUGUACUACAAUUACACAAUUUCAAACAGGUCCAUGACAGUGGAAUGGUAUUUUUUAAUGUUUGUUUUAGAGAAGCUUUUUACACUGCAUUCAAGUGGUAGCUUUUUUCUUUUUGUUCCUACCGAUUAAAAAACAUCUAUAUAUAAUAACAAUGAUUCUUCUAUCUUUGCUAUGUUUGAGAGCCCUUGAAGGUUUUGUAUUCCUCCAAACUUUUGUAAUUCAGAUUGAUUUGUAGCUAUGUACUCAAAAAUGAACAAAAAGAGAAAAAUCUGGAAAACUGUUGAUGUAUCACAGAAAAUGUAAAUAACAGUUUGCAAAUCUUUUUUUUUUCUCUUUUGUUUUUGGUGAUGUCUUUGCCCUCACUUGCGUUGUAUUAUCUCACUCACAUGGUUGCAGUCUGACUGUUGGAAUAGCAGUCAAAUCUCAAGGUCUAGAAUAAAGUCUAUUUUGAUAAUAA